AAUUGUCGAGCAUAUGUACCCCUUCUGGUUAUUCGUGCAUCAUGAUUGUUGAUUAUCUUGUGCGAAUUACGGACGGGCAUCAACGAAUGCGAAUAUGUCUGGUUUUGCGCUUACCGCAUGGUAUAUAGUGUAAAAUAAUGUAAUUCACAUAAAUGUAAACGUUUAUUGUUAAUAUAGAUUGUGCUACAUGAAGGAUAUGAGGUAGCGACGUGAAAGAGAUUUAACUCGUUGGUGAAUGUCGGUCAUUUGAUACGAAUCAGCCUCAACAAAUGCGAAACAACUGUACUCGCGUUACCGAAUAUUUCAAAGUUGCACAUUAAUGGCGGAUGUUACUUAACAUUCUCGAGCAGCUAUGGUUAUGUGAAUAAUAUAGUAGCAGACAUUUUUGACACAUAUGACUGUCAUUCUACUUAUGUUAUUGCAAAUAAAAGUUGUUGGAUGUCAUUCAUAUUUUCUUAUGAGUGCUAAUCAAUAUGGCAGAACAGCAGCAAUCGCCUCCUGGUAUUAAACACAUGUCCUUGGAUAAAAUAAUUGAAGCUAUGACUGCAGAGCUGGAGAACUCAAGUAGUCCUUAUGUUCAAUUUGGCGUUACUCCACAGCAAGCGACCCCUCAUAAUUGGGGUGAUUUUGCUUCUGGUCAAACCAGACAUCAUAUUGCAGCUAACCAGCCAACACAUUCUAAUCCAUCUGGAAUGCAGCCACCAAUGACACCAAUGGCCACUUCUCUAUAUAUGCCAGAUAUGCCAGGAUAUGAUUCUGCAACCACCGAUUCAAUAUAUUUCCCACCACAGACAGUAAAUCAUUUAGGUAUUAAUGAGAAUAAUGAUCUCAUUGGUACAAUUGACGUUGGAGGUGGUAACUAUAUCAAUGUUAUUUAUGGGAAUGCUUCCCAAAUUAUGGCUGAGCAAUGUCAACUCUCAAACAUGGCACCUUAUGCCAAUCAGAGCAUUGUUAAUCAGGAAUAUGGUCUUUUUAACGAUCAACAUAUGUCUGUACCAUCAGAAUUGCCAAGCCAAAACUUCAAUGGAAAACAGUUGAUUGACAAUCUAGUUGGAAACUGGGUGCCAAAUCAAUCCGGAACAUAUAGUCCGUUUGGUGGGUCUCCCAAUAUUACACCUGUACCGCAAUCUGUACCGGACGUGAGAGAGGCCGAGGAACUACCUAGAAACAUGCCAGAUUCUCAAUAUAAGAAACCGAGAAUGGUGGCAGAGGUAAAACCUAUGCGACCAUCCUAUUCGGAUGUAUUGACGAAAUCUGCGCCAACUCCACCGUCUCCAUUAACAGUUCAGUCUAUGAAGCCGAAAAUCGAGACGACUGGCAAAAAGGUUUCUAAUAAGAGCUCCAAAGGUAAAAAUAAACCUGCGCUAUUAAAGCGGCAGAAUUCUUCUGGCAGCGACGAUCACAACUCACCGAAGAUACAGAUACCUAGAAAAGUUUUAGAGAAGAAUUCCUCUAAUCUUCCAAGACGUUGGGUGUCAUUAGAUAACCUAGGUUCGCAAUCGGAUUCUCGUCAGAUAAACACUUUCGACAGAUCCGAUCACUUUGAAAAGAAAAAAACUGUCAAACCCUCUAAGAAAGCUGAGAAAAAUGAAACUCUUAACAAUACCAAGAUACAAAACAGUAAUCCAAAAGCUGCUGGAAAUAUUCCGAAACGUCCGAUACAGAUAAACAACAACUUAAGUACAAUCAAUACUUCCAGUCAGACGGUCUCUCCGGAAAAGAUUGAGAAAAAUCAACAAGUUAUUAAUAAGUUUAGUAAAGAGGAGAAAAAAAUAGUUAAGGAGAAGAACCCUAAACGUUUUCAGGCCGAAAAGGCACAGCAAAUUAAGAAGGGACAGAGAAAUAGGAGAAGAGAAAAUAGAGAGUCUCCUGUAAAGGAUUUAUAUAAAAACUUAAAUAAAUAUGCAACACGUUGGAGUAAAGUUAUAUUGAAAAUUUUUUAUUGGUUGUUACAUCUCAUUUCUGACGUAGUUAGCAUGAGUGCUAAUCUCGUUGUACAGCUUGGUAAAUGGGCCUGGUACCAUAGCAUACUUUACUUGAAGGGUUGGUGGAUGUAUGUGGCUGUGACAUUUUGUAAAAUUCGUGUUUUAAAUGCCAUUGGCAAACAACUAGACAGCUGGUUUGGAACUAGUAAGUUUGCGUUUUGGAGAAAGAUAAAUACUAAAAACGAAGAGAAGGAAGAUAAUGGCAAUUGGAUUCACGGCGGGCUGGAAACUAAUAUUGCAUUACCCAGUACUGGUGAAGAAGCAAUGAAAAGGCUACUGGCUUGCAAAGGAAAAGAUCCGUAUAGCAUACUUGGCGUUACACCAACGUGUUCGGACGAUGAUAUCAAGAAAUACUAUAAAAGGCAAGCUUUCCUAGUACAUCCGGAUAAAAAUAAUCAACCAGGAGCUGAAGAGGCAUUCAAAAUUCUAGUACGUGCCUUCGAAAUCAUCGGAGAACCGGAACGAAGACAAGCGUUUGAUCAGACGAGACAAGUUGAAGCAGCUUGGGGCGAGCUUAGUGAUUUGUUGUCUCAGUUACAUCGAAAGAUGGAACAGGCGGCAAAUACUAUAAGAUGUACAAAUUGCGGCUCGAGACACAAACGUAUUCCUACACAACGUCCUUGUUAUGCCGCACGGUUUUGCGCCCAAUGUAAAAUACGUCACAGUGCAAAAGAAGGAGAUAUCUGGGCGGAGUCUCGUUUAAUGGGUUUUCGGUGGCACUAUUACGCGUGCAUGGAAGGGGCAGUGUAUGACGUGACUGAGUGGGCGGCUUGCCAAGCUGGGAAUCUCAAGCAUCUUAAAGCAAACACGCAUAGCGUUCAGUAUAGAAUCGUCUUAGGGCAAAGAUUACCAUCUCAAACAUCCAAUAGUGGUAAAAAGCGGCAGCAAAUAGAUCCAAAUACAAGUGAAGCAGAUAUUGAGGACUUUCUGAAUAAUCUCUACAAUCAUAGCAAAUCGGGCAGUGCUAAUACAUCAGGGGAUCAAAACUCUUUUAGAGGAGAUUGCAGACGACGUAAGACUAAACGUAAGAAGUAGAUAAGUAAUUAAUUAAGCAAACAACUUUUGAGCGUUCGGUACGAACAUUGUAUGAUUAAAAAGGAUACAAAAUAAGAUACAUUAUUAUACAAUUUCUUGAAUUUACAUUAUCCUUAAGUCAGAUUAACUUUAGAAUAUAGAUAUAUAUUACAAAUAUUCAGCGAUGUGCGACUGGUGCGCGAUAUGAGAUUAUGAGAAAUUGUGUUCACAAGUAGCGUGCAGAAAUCAUCAUUGCAUAAAAUAAAAUCAUAGUUUGCAACAUUAUGAAGCUUGAGAAGGAUAGGAGAGUAUCAUAUUAAUAACAUGCAAUGACAACAAAUUCUAUAAACGAAUUAUUCAUUUUCGUAUUCAGAGUAGUAAUAUAUCAGUCAAUAUAUUUUGCCAGUUUAAAAUAAUAAAAACACGUUAAUUUUGUGGGCUAUAAAACGACACGUAAAGAUGCCAAAUAAUGAUUGUAGGAACAAAUAAUUUGAAUUUUAUUGCGAAGUUAUAUUUGAGCAAUGAAGUUUUGAUAUGCAUAUUGAGACAGUUUGUAUCUACCCGGUGCAAUUCGUGUUGUAACUUCAUGCAUGUUCUUCCAAAAUAAAAUAAAAAAUACAACAAAGUAGAACCAGCUUAUAGAUUUUCCUGUAUAGUUCAAUCAUACAACUCGCAGUUCUAAACUGGAAAGAAUUGGCAAAUAUGGAAAAAGACUGAUUUUUUCUCAUUCUGUUACUUAUAAGUUACAUAUUAUGUAUUAGUUAGAGAAACAAUUUUAAUGAAAUAUUCUGCUAUGUGUGGAAAUAGUGAAUCCUUUAGGUGAAAAUUAGUGUCAGUGAAUCCCAUUCUCUUGAUAUUUAUAUGUGUAUGCUUCUCAUAUGUAAUACAAAGCUGUAGGACGGAAGAAUCAUUAUAUAUGUACAUGUAUGCAAUGUUACAUUAUACGGAAGCUGCACUGUCAAAUGUAGAGAAAAGAAGAAAUUAGAAUUUGUUAUUAGGACAAGAUGUAAAUUAUAAUAAAAUCACAUAUACAAAUAAUCUCAUAAAUAGUGCAGCAAGAAUAGGAAGAGUAAAAUUGAUAUUAGCAUAGCUAAUAUUGUCUACUAUCAAUAAUCAAUAUUGUGUAUGUGUACAUUAAUAU
Harpegnathos saltator (Jerdon's jumping ant) is the source of this 4140-nucleotide messenger RNA. Its product is annotated as dnaJ homolog dnj-5. The coding region runs from base 474 to 3020 and encodes 848 amino acids. The record is from RefSeq and is a predicted model, not a curated record. The transcript has 7 exons. Lineage: Eukaryota; Metazoa; Arthropoda; Insecta; Hymenoptera; Formicidae.